CAAAAGGAGGAAGGGGAGGAGAAGAAGCAGCAGGAGGAAGGGGAGAAGGAGGAUGAGGACUGGGAGGAGGAGGAGGAGCAGGAGGCCAAGGUGAGCCGGUCCCCUUGAUUCUGUACCAUGAGGUGACUCCCAAAUCUGUCCUGUUUUUUUAAUCACGGUCUCGCUCUACCGCCUUCCUAACUGCAGCCAUCUGUCUCCGCAUCCCCAAAUUAUGUCAACGAGCGGGUAGCAAUGAGCCAUGUCUACGGACACCCUACUCUGGAGAGACGGAGAUGAUGGAUAACUCCAACAUCUGUUGAGCUGGAGAGAAAGGGGGAUGGUUGGGAUUGACUCCCACGAUGCUGUCAGACAACUGUUGAACAACCCCAAAUCAUCAGGUCAUGCACCAUGGUCACAUGUUAUCUGUUAGUGAGCAUUUCUCCUUUACCAAGAUAAUUCAUCCACCUGACCGGUGUGGCAUAUCAAGAAGCUGAUUAAACAGCCCGGUCAUUACAUAGGUGCACCUUGUGCUGUGGACAAUAAAAGGCCACUCUAAAAUGUGCAGUUUUGUCACAGAUGUCUCAACUUUUGAGGGAGGAUAAAAUUGGCAUACUGACUGCGGGAAUGUCCCCAGAGCUGUCUCCAGACAAUUUAAUGUUCAUUUCUCUGCCCUAAGCCACCUCUAAUGUCGUUUUAGAGAAUUUGACAGUACUUCCAGCCGUCUAACACCAGCCAUCCGAACAGCUGAUGAAACUGUGGGUUUGCACAACCAAAGAAUUUCUGCACAAACUGUCAAAAACGGACUCAGGGAAGCUCAUCUGCAUGCUCGUCAUCAUACCCAGGGUCUUGACCUGACUGCAGUUCGGCGUCGUAACUGACUUCAGUAGGCAAAUGCUCACCUUCGAUGGCCACUGGCAUGCUGCAGAAGUGUGCUUUUCACAGAUGAAUACCGGUUUCAACUCUACCGGGCAGAUGGCAGACAGCGUGUAUGGCGUUGUGUGGGUGAGCGGUUUGCUGAUGUCAUAAUUGUGAACAGAGUGCCCCAUGGUGGCAGUGGGGUUAUGGUAUGGGCAGGCAUAAGCAGCGAACACAAUUGCAUUUUAUCGAUGGCAAGUUGAAUGCGAGAUUGGCGAGAUCCUGAGGACCAUUGUCGUACCAUUCAUCCGCUGCCAUCACCUCAUGUUUCAGCAUAAUAAUGCACGGCCCGAUUUCGCAAGGAUCUCUACACAAUUCCUGGAAGUUGAAAAUGGCCCAUUGCCCUUCCAUUGCCUGCAUACUCACCAGACAUGUCACCCAUUGAGCAUGUUUGGGAUGCUCUGGAUCGACAGAUGUUCCAGUUCCCUCCAAUGUCCAGCAACUUCGCACAGGCCACAAUCAAAAGCCUGAUAAACUCUAGAUGAAGGAGAUGUCGCGAUUCAUGAGGCAAAUGGUGAUCACAAGAUACUGACUGGUUUUCUGAUCCUUGGUAUUUAAGUUAUCUGUGACCAACAGAUGCAUUUCUGUAUUCCCAAUCAUGUGAAAUCCAUAUCACAACUUUCCAACCUUAGCGCAGACACUGAGGUAACACACUUCUAAUCCUAAUUCCUAACCCUAACCUUAAAUUAAGACCAAAAAGCACAUUUUUGUUUUCCUCAAUUUUUACAAUAGCCAAUUAUGACUUUGCAGAUGGCCCAUCUAGAGGAAAUCUCUCAGUUCUGCCCCAAGGACAAGACUCCUCCAAAUAAAUGCCAACCUGCUUAAGAGGCAUUAGAAGAAGACAAAAAUGUAUAUUACCAACUGAACUACAUCUAUUGCAGGAUAAAUCAAUGUUAGAGUUUACAUAGCUGGGCAUAAAUGGACGUUGCAUUUUACUUUAUGGAUUGGUUGUGUAGGCUUCUUCUAAUGACCCCUUGCUUUCUACUACAGAUAAUAAUACUAUUAGACUAUAUCUUUACUUAAAAAACAGUCUGUCAGAUUUCCAGUCCUUCCAAUUCAUUUCUUACAUGGAAAUAUGGAUUAGCAUAAGCCAAAAACUAAGGACUAAUUAGCCUAAUCUGUUGUUUUUAAUUAUUUUGUUGUCAUGGAAGACUGAUUGGGCUUGUCACGCCCUGGCCACAGAGAGGCUUUAAUUCUCUAUUUUGGUUAGGCCAGGUUGUGACGAGGCUGGGCAUUCUAGUUUCUUUAUUUCUAUGUUUUGGCCGGGUAUGGUUCUCAAUCAGAGACAGCUGUCUAUCAUUGUCUCUGAUUGGGAAUCAUACUUAGGCAGCCUUUUUCCCCACCUGUGUUUUGUGGGUAGUUGUUUUCUGUAUAGUGUAUGCACAUUACAGAACUGGGGCCUGUUGCACAAAAGUAGAAUUAAGACAUCCGGGAUAAAUGACUCAGCUGAGCUCAAUGAAGCCAAAACAUGUGCGUCCAGGCUUAAUUGGUUGCACAAAGACCAAGCCAGGAUGAGCAGACACGGAUUCAUUAAGCCAGGUGAAACCAAUCCUGGAUAGGUGCGCGCUCACGGCUCACUCAAAUAGACCCCGCCACAGAUCACAGAUUAACUGAUUUACCAUGGCAACUAGAGACCGCCUGAAUGCGUAAGUAGUGCACAAUUACACACUCACCGCUCCGCUGAAACAUCACAAUUACAAUUCAAAUAUUUAAUUCACAUCUCCAAAAAUGCAGUUGUACUGUAAUUAUGAAACGGUUAAAUUUUUUAUUGAAAUGCACUGCAGAUAUGAGUGAAAUUGUGUAAAGUAACUCCAUCACACUGUAUAAAGCUAUGAUACAUUUUUUGAUAUUUUUACUGAAAACAAGACAAAAAUACCAAGUAAUUUUUUGCAGUGUGACUCCAUUAAAUGUGUGUGUGUGUGUAGAUUAAACAUGAACGGGCCAAAACGGACAUGGCAGCAGGUCAAAAUCAAAUACAAGAACAUUCUGCAGAAUGCAGUGAAAAAGAAUACCCACAGACAAGGCACGGGUGGUGGGUCACCAAAGGCUGACCUUACCCCAGCAGAGGACAUGGCCUUGGAGCUAAAUAAAGGCAGGCCCGUCUUAGAGGGGAUCCCUGGGGGGGAAAGAGACGAGCAUAGGUUCCUCCCAAGAUGCCACCCGCUUCAUUCAAGUGCCUGGCAGCACUGUGUUCCUGUUAGAGCCACCAGCACAAGCACCAGACGAUGCUGAUCCAGGUGAAGGCCCCAGUGCAACAGCACAUGAUGGAGACGAUGAUGAGGAGGAGACCAUCUCUCUGGAUUCCAGAAGGCAUGAGGACCCAGAUGCUAUACAGUGGGAAAACCAGCCUGGCAACAUAGUGCGUAUUAAUAAAAGGACACCACAUCCUGCCAAAUUCCAGCUGCGCUAAUUGUAUUGUGUUCACAGAGCUCACAAGCUAUCAGAAAGUUGUAUGGCAACCACCUCCGGCGCCAAAUAGAACUGGCAGACAUAGACAUUCAGUACAAGAAGAAAAAGAUGGAAAAUCUUGCACUGGAGUCCGAAAUAAAAAAGAGGACAAUUAGGAAACUGGACCUUGAAAUAAAAAAACUUGAGAGGGAGCUCCAAGAAGAUGACACAGCUCAAAAUAAAAAUUAGGUAUAUUCUCGUAAAGUCAAGUGAGCCAUGACAUAUGAGCUCUUAUUGUGAGCACACAGGACGGUGGCAUCUUUCUAAGGUUUUUUUUAUUUUCCCAGCAAUCAGUACAACCAAGUCAUCGUUAUAAGGCAUCGCCCUCUUUUGCCCACCCCCAGCACCAGGUGUGGCCACUAGCCUAUAUGAAGGCCCAAAAUUGUGUGUUCCUUUCUGCUCUGACAAUGGCAUGCCCAUUCGUGCGAGAUGUGGUGGAUGAAGAAGCACUUGUGCUGAGGAGAGCCUUCAGGCGAGAAAGGGUCUUCAGGGACCGGUUGGACCCACUGGCCUUCCCUGAUGACCAUCUAUAUGAAAGAUACAGGUUUUCUGCAGAUGGCAUCAGGUAUCUAUGCAGACUACUGGGUCCCAGGAUUAAGCACCGCACUGCACGGAGCCAUGCACUGAGUGUGGAGCAAAUGGUUUGUGUGGCCUUGCGCUUUUUUGCUAGUGGAGCCUUCCUGUACUCAGUGGGGAUGCAGAACAGCUGAACAAGGCCACAAUUUGCCGCACAAUAAGGAGUGUGUGUCUGGCUAUCAAAGCAUUAGCAGAUGUCUUCAUCUCCUUCCCUGGCCACAGAAGACUCUGUGACAUCAAAGAGGAGUUCUAUAGGAUUGCAGAUGGUCUGCAAUGCUGACUGUGUGAUCAGCAAUGUUGUGGCAAAAUGGCCUGGCUCAGUCCAUGACUCCAGAAUCUUUCGGUCCUCUGAAAUCUAUCAGUGCCUAUCACAAGGUGAAUUCUCUGGUGUGUUGCUGGGAGACAGGGGGUAUGGCUGCCAGCCUUUUCUCCUGACACCUUUCACAGACCCCCAGGAAGCACAGCAGGCCUACAACCAUGCCCAUGCCAGGACCAGGGCCAGAGUUGAAAUGACCUUUGGCCUCCUGAAGGCACGCUUUCACUGCCUUCACAAAUUAAGGGUCAGCCCUGUUAGGGCAUGUGAUAUUACUGUGGCUUGUGCUGUCCUCCACAAUGUGGCCUGCCUGAGGAAGGAGAGGGCCCCCAGAGUGCCACCAGCCAUGGACUGGGACAAUCCGGCAAUCUUCCCUGAUGACGACAGUGGUCGGCUGCUGAGGGACCAAUAUGUGUUGAAUUAUUUUAGUUAGUAUGUGUGCUUUCAAUUUUGGUUAAAUAUGUCCUGCGGUGGCAGAGGAAUUUGGGUUUUUUGGGUUCGUUUUUUGACGAAUUUGGCCUCUUAUGGUGUUUGUGCGGUAUACUGUGUGUAAUACAAGGCUGCAGGGAGGCUACUGCAUCCAUUCAUUUGUCUGUUCAGUUGAUGUGUAUGGAUUUGUCCUGCAUUUAUUUUAGUGUGCAGACAUGCAGGGUGUGUUAUAUACAGACCUUUGAAUGUGUAUGUAUCAUUUUGUAUAAUAUGCUUGGAUUCUGUGCUUUCCAUCUUGUAGAGUCACUGUGACUUCAGUUUCGAAAGGAGCUGAUGGUUUACCUGCUUUGUUUUGUCCUUAUUCAAUAAAGGAACAUAAUGUUACACAUUGUGUUUUUAUAUUCA
This is a messenger RNA of Oncorhynchus nerka (sockeye salmon), 5065 nucleotides long. Its product is annotated as putative nuclease HARBI1. The coding region runs from base 4113 to 4664 and encodes 183 amino acids. The transcript has 8 exons. NCBI's taxonomy places the organism in Eukaryota, Metazoa, Chordata, Actinopteri, Salmoniformes, Salmonidae. The record is from RefSeq and is a predicted model, not a curated record.